UGCACAGUGCAGACAGGAGGCAGAGUCUGUGCGCAGCAGGCAAGGCAGUGCUCAGAGUCGGCGGAUCUUAUUGUAUAGCCUAUUUUGGAGACUUAUAUAGGCUACCUUAUUAAAUUCCUUUAAUGGGUUUGGACACAUUUUUUUGAUUGAAAAUUAUGCGUUAUUAUUAUUUUUGGAGAGCAGCGGAUCAAAGGGACCAGGUUUGACUGGAUGCGCAGUGACUCCAAACAGCAGCCUUACGUUUCUCGGCAAAGUUAAAAAGGUAUCACCGAGGAGAAGAAAGGACGCCUUGGUAUUUAAGGAUUUCUAUUUCUAAAGUGAACAUACAGCUGGGAACUAUACUGCAAAGAGGACUGAUCUGAACAGGAGACGUGCUCGGAGGACAAACAGAGCCGAGCCAUGGAGGUCGCAGCGGCGGAUCAGUCUCGGUGGAUGGCGCACCAUCACGCAGUGCUGAACAGCCAGCACCCGGACUCACACCACCACAGCCUGAGCCACAACUACAUGGAGCCGAUGGCGCCUUUGCUGCCCCAGGACGAGGUUGACAUGUUUCUGAACCACUUGGACUCUCAAGGGAACCCUUACUACACCAACUCCCGGGCGAGGGUCACAUACAGCCAAGCACACGCUCGCUUAACUGGGAACCAGGUUUGCCGGCCACACCUAAUCCACAGCCCCGGGAUCCCCUGGCUGGACCCCGGGAAAGCCGCCCUGUCCGCGGCGCACCACCAUAACGCAUGGGCGGUCAGCCAUUUUAGCAAACCCGGCCUCCAUCCAGCCGGCUCCGGCUACCCGUGCAGCAGCAGCGCCGGCACUGCCUCCGUGUCCUCCCUCACCCCGGCGUCCCACUCCAGUCCGCACCUCUACAGCUUCCCCCCGACACCUCCGAAAGACGUAUCCCCGGACCCGGGUCCCACUUCUCCCACAUCCACCUCCAACAGGAUGGAGGAGAAGGACUCGAUCAAGUACCAGGUGCCGCUGACGGAUGGGAUGAAGAUGGAGAGCUGCAGCCCUCUCCGCGGCGGUCUGGCCUCCAUGAAUGGCCAGGCUGCCACUCAUCACCCCAUCCCGACCUACCCGGCCUACUCCCUCCCUGCACCUCACGACUACAGCGGCAGUCUGUUCCACCCGGGCAGCCUGCUUGGCGGCUCCUCCUCCAGCUUUACGCCUAAAUGCAAAAGCAAAGCUAGAUCGAGCUCAGAACUAUAUGCAGAGGGUCGAGAGUGCGUGAACUGUGGCGCCACCUCCACCCCUCUGUGGCGGCGGGACGGCACUGGCCACUACCUGUGCAACGCCUGUGGACUGUACCACAAGAUGAACGGCCAGAACAGACCGCUCAUCAAGCCCAAGAGAAGACUGUCGGCUGCUAGACGUGCAGGCACCUGCUGUGCAAACUGCCAGACCACCACCACCACCCUGUGGAGGCGCAACGGGAAUGGUGACCCAGUGUGUAAUGCCUGCGGCCUCUACUUUAAAUUACACAACGUCAACAGACCCUUGACCAUGAAGAAGGAAGGCAUCCAGACGCGAAACCGCAAGAUGUCCAGCAAGUCCAAGAGGAACAAACGGGCAGGGGAUGGCUUUGAUGAGCUCUCCAAGUGUAUGCAGGACAAGGCCUCACCCUUUGGCGCUGGGCAUGGCCUCACCAGCCACAUGGCCCAUAUGGGUCACCUCCCCCCCUUCAGCCAUUCUGGACACAUGUUGCCCACUCCCACGCCCAUUCAUCCCUCAUUUGGUCACCCACACCACUCCAAUCGGUCGCCAGUCUGGGCUGAGCCUCACUGAAGCCCCUGAAAGACACAGGAGCCACUGCAUCUCCUUGAACACUAAGCGGCAGAUUUUUGUUCUGUACAGUGGUUGGUCGGAGAGUAGCGACUUUCAGUUGGACUGAAUAACUGAUGGCCGUGUGAUGCCACAGCCUUGCUGAGGGGACGUUGUGGACUUUUGCAAACUCUUUCAAGAGCUACCACGACUACUCUGUCCCUCUGGAGAGUGGGGCUGGAGAGGGGAAUGAGUGAAUGGAGAAGCUUGUCAUUCUUUGUUGCUUAUUUUUACUAAGUCACUUUGGUACCCACCUCUCCAUGACCCUGUAAAAGGAGAGUCCAGAGAGGGCCUAAAAAGAACCGCUGUUUAUCAACUCAUGAUCUUAUAAAGAUAAAGUGCACCCUGUCCAUCCCCGCACUGUCGUCCAGAACUGCCGUGAUUACACGUGGACUCCUCAGUGCUUAAAGCUGCUGCAAGGCACCAACAAACCAGAGCUCUCCUCACAUGCUGGAUUGUGCACCACAAUGCUCACCUGUUUUUCAUAACUGUUUUAUUGAGAAAAAGAAAAAAAAAGACCAACAACUCAGUAAAUAGAAUGUUUAUAAAUGCUUAAUUGCUAUUAUUGUUGUUAUAUUUGAUGUUAUAAUUAUUGCUACGAUAAUUUAUUUUCACUUGUUAAACUUUCACCAGACACACAUGGAAACAUAUGAUUUUAAUUACAUGGUUAUUACGUAAAGAAAAACACUGACCUGUCUUGGGUGAAUAAAAGUCCCUGAGCUGUACGUUUUUAUCAUUUUUCCAUCUCACAAAGAAGAGAAAAUAAAGUUUAAUACUGAAGUU
Messenger RNA from Cyprinodon variegatus (sheepshead minnow), 2604 nucleotides. It is a transcript of the gene gata2a, whose product is annotated as GATA-binding factor 2-like. Gene Ontology annotation, molecular function: RNA polymerase II cis-regulatory region sequence-specific DNA binding; DNA-binding transcription factor activity, RNA polymerase II-specific; zinc ion binding. Lineage: Eukaryota; Metazoa; Chordata; Actinopteri; Cyprinodontiformes; Cyprinodontidae. Bases 400 to 1785 code for a protein of 461 amino acids. The record is from RefSeq and is a predicted model, not a curated record. Gene Ontology annotation, cellular component: nucleus. Gene Ontology annotation, biological process: cell fate commitment; positive regulation of angiogenesis; negative regulation of transcription by RNA polymerase II. The transcript has 6 exons.